UCCAAUCAAUCGUUGAUAAAUUGGUAUUUUGUAUAUAAACUCGAGUUUUUAAAACCAAAGUCAGUUCCUACCAAAAUGGGAUCCACUACAGGUUUAUUCGUUCUAGCACUAUUGGCGUGCUCCAGCGCCUUCUUCGUCCCAGCUGGUAAACAGCUGGUCUACGAGUAUGAAGCCAUCGUGAAAGCUGGCACUCUGAUCCCAACCAACCAUGCUUCCCAAUUUAUGCUUAGAGGAAAACUUAACCUCAACUGCGCCGACAAGGUCUGCCACGUCUUUUUGGCCGACCUCAAAUACCAACUCUACAAUGGAGUAAUGAACCAUCAUGAUGAGUUAUUGGCUAAAGAGUUGGACGCUCCAAGUGAGGUUGCUGACUUGAUGAAGCCUUUCGCUAUUAAGUACGAUGCUGAUGGUAAGGUUGUUGAAAUUAUGGUCGAGGAGUCCGAACAUUUGUGGGCUGUGAACAUCAAGAAGUCCAUUGCCACCAUUUUGCAAUUGGAAGGUGAUAAGAUCAUGUCCGAAAAGAAACCACAUGGUUUUACAUCAUUCGAACAAUCUAUCUAUGGUGUUAGUAGAGUAUUGUACAACGUGUUGCCUAAAUCCGAUGACGUAAUGGAGGUACAAAAGAUGCUCGUCAUCCCAACCAACCAAAAAAUCAUGAGGCACUCAAUCAAAGAAGUCGACCCCGAAGAGUGUGACGCUCCUCACCAAGCCCCUUACAGCAGAGACAGUCAAAGAAAAUACUUAUUGGUAGCAGAUGAAGGACACAAAAUUGUUAAGCGUGUAGAGGCUAAUGGUGGAAUCUACUAUCACCCAUUCGAGGGUAAAUCCGAAGCCCAAUACUUGUUCGUUAACCAAACCAUGGAGUUCAUCAGCAAAGUCGAUGCUAAACCCAUCGCAACCCCGUCUAAAGUCAUCAAAGAUUUGAGUUAUACUAUUUUCGAUGAAACCGCGGAAUCCGAGGGCGUACCAUCUUUGGCUUUGGGACGUAGAGUAUAUGACUCCAAGAAGUUAAUCGCAAAGGUUAUGCUUGAAUUGGAAGGUGUAAUGAGCUACAUGAAAGCUAAUCACAUCCACAUGAACAUUCCCAACUUUAAGGAAGGUCAAAAAAUCAACAAACUUAAGGAAAUGAUGAUGCACUUGGAUAUUAAAGGCAUGGAAGAGUUAUAUACUUUAGUCUUAACCAAACCCACACACAUUCAAGAAAUCUACCACCAACUUUUGCCUAUUGUUGGAACCAGAGCUUCCCUCCACUGUAUCAUGAAGUGCAUGGAAAACGACAAAAUCGAUGAUAAUACUUUGACCGACAUGUUACAAGAUAUGCCCAAACACAUUGUAGCCCCUAAUCAAGUUGUUUUAACCGAGAUGGAAAAAUUAAUGACUUUAAACAAAGACUGGGAAGUCCAGAAGAGCGCUAUCUUGGCUUUCUCUAACAUUGUUAGCUCGUCUCACAAAUUCCAACAAAAAAUGUACAAAUACCGCCACUUCAACGAGUUCUUUGACGAAAAAGAAUUCGAAACUGAAGUUCCAUCCAGCAAAGAUAUCGAAAAGAAGUUUGAAAAAUACGUUACCAUGUUUGUCGAAAAAGUAAAAUCAGCCAAAACCUACAAAGAACGUCUUGUCUAUUUCAGCGCUCUUUCAAACAUGGGGCUUGAUUCCAUGAUCCCACACUUGAUCCCAAUAAUUAGAGGAGAAGUUUUCCCAGACCAUCACAUCAGACUUUGGGCUAUGUGGACCCUUAGUUCUGUAGCCGAGGGAAACCACGAAGAAACCUAUGACUUAUUAUGGCCAAUCCUAUCAAACACCAAGGAACACACCGAACUAAGAAUCGUCGCUUACUGGAUCAUCAUGGAGACCAUCCCUUACAAAACCACCUUCAUGAACAUGUACUGGACCCUUAAGAACGACCCCUGCAUGGAACUUUACCACUUCCACUACACUUACUUGCAAUCUUUAAGCAACAGGGCUGAUAGAUGUUACGGCGACAUGAAGAUUUGGGCCAGACAAUUGUUGAGGUACAUGAACCCACCAACCCACGGUGUUUCAGAAUACGACCUGAUUGAUUUCGAGGAUAUCAAAUACGGGUUUGGCAUGGGAUUACACGGAGUCUUCAUCCGUUCCAAUGACAGCAUCAUAAUUAACGGAAUUCAGACCUCUCAAAUCUUCAAUCUUUUCCACACUGACUACGUAGUUAACAUCAAGAUCAACGGUAUUAAGAGGAGCUGGGAUUUGUUCACCCUUAACACCAAAUCCAACGACCGUCUCAUGACUUUCAAUGAAAACGUAUUAAACAUAAUAAAUCUGUCUCCGGAGUUGGAAAAAGACAUGCACAUUGAAGUCGUUUUAAUGAAAGACAACCAAAUUGUCGACACUAUGUUUAUCGACUUCGAACAACUUGCCAUGCUUAAGAAGAUGCCCGUAAUGAAAUGGUGGAAGGAGGGAUCUGGUUUCAGCAAGAAACAAAUGUCCAUUUCAUAUGAUAUGUACGCUAAAACUUUGAUUCCCACCGAUAUGGGUAUGCCAGCUCUUCUCAUCGUUUCCGUACCAGAGGUUCACUUAAUUGACAUGAAAUUCAAUAAAGAAACUGUCGACAAAGUAAUGAAAUUGCACAUUGAUGGCAGCGUUAAAACCUGGGCUCACGCCAAACAUGGUCUUACAGUUUACAAUCCCAUUGCCGAUGCUAUGCAAGGAAUCAACAAGUACCACUCGUACGACUCAAUGAUUCCAUUGUUAAUGGAUGUUUCCGUUAAUACCCAACAAGGAACGAUCAAAUUUUCCGUUGGAAAACAUAAUGAUGCCACCAAAGAUUUGAUGGGUUUGAGAAGCCAUGUCGCAUCUAUUGUUUUUAUGAAUGAGCAGGGCAAAGCCACCUCUGAAUUACAAUUGUCUAGUCCUAGUUCCAAGCACCACGUCAUGGUAACCAGGGGAGAGAAGCAUAGACACAAUUACCCUCUAUCAUACCACGAAGACUCAAUCUCCGGAAGAAACUGGGAAAUCCAAGUCUACGACUCCGAGAUAGCCGUUUCCAAUGGAACCUUUAACCACGCCAGACAUAUGUUCUACCAACCUUACACUAAACACUUUAAAACUCCUUUCCAACACAUGUUCUUGUCCGCAUUGAAUAUGGAUGCUUAUAUCGACAUGAUGCCAAUGCCCAAGACUCAUGGUCUUUUCGUAAGAGUAUGGCCCAAAAACGAUGUUUCCAACGUUGACCUAACUAUUCGUUUCGACCGUACAAUUUUGUCCAGGGAGUUCAUCUACGCUCCAGCUAUGAAAGUUAACGCUAAGGUUACUUACGCUGUUAAGAACGCUGAAAAGAGUUUAAAGACUUGGGAUAUGAAUGCUGUUUGGGAGAGAAACGAUGGCCACAGUGUCAACGCAUUGAAAAUGGUUAUUACUAGGAUUAUUCCAGGUCAAAAAGACUACAAAGUAUGCGUUGAUGGUACCAGGAAAUGGAACUUAAAGGGAGUUACUGGCCACCUUAAUAUUGGUAUGGGUCAAUCCGCCGAUGACAAAUGCGUUUUAGAUGAUACUACCAUUGAGAUUACCAUGACUGGAGAAAAAUCAGAAGAACAGUUAGCUCCAUCAGAACAUUCUUACCAUUCAUGCGAAUACCCCAUGCCCUACAGCGUAUCUUCAUACAAAACAAUGAACUGUUUAUAUGCUAUGACUUCCAUCCGUAAAUACGUCUACGAUAUUAAAACCAACAAGGUACCAAAUGAAUUUAAAAAGAAUUUAAUCAAGGUAUUGGAUGUGGUUAAAUCCGAACACAUGCCAUUCUUCCAAUGGGUAGAUGAACACCACGAAAAAAUUGGCGAGCAAAACCUCAAAAUCGAAGUCACCUAUCCAAUGUCGCGUUCCGUGGUAGACAUCGAAGUCUUCACCAACCAACACUUAUUCUCCAUGACUGGAUUGCCAAUAUCUACAUGGGCUUUCUACGGUUUCCACCCAGAUUCCCUUCAGUACCCAAAAAUGAUGCAUGUAUUCCACAACAUGGGCAAGCUUCACUUUUCAAAAAUCGACAUGGAUUCCCAAGUUUGGAACAAGAUCUCCAACAAGAAAGACUGGAGCAUGAUCAUUGGAAAUGAUGCCACCAAACCUACUCAAGCUUUGUUCGUACAGGAAGUCUCUGAAAAUGUUAUGGGAAUUAAAAUCCAAGAUGCCGCCCACACUAUGAUCCUUACUCCAGACCACGUCAAAAUCGACGGACAAGACGGCAAAUGGAUGGAAUCUCUUGACUGGGUAUUCUGGAACAACCUGGAACACGAAGACACCCACAAAGUCGCCUUGAUGCUCCCACAUUCCGGAUUAUUUAUCAUCUACGACGGCCGUUCCAUGAUGGUUUUGCGCCCACCUGUAGACUUUGAAUGGCACGGACUCGCUAUGCACUAAGUUGUUAUAAUUUUGUUUAAUAAAAUAUCUUUAAGUUACAAAUUACUUUUUUUAAAUACCACGAUGUUAAUAUUUAUAUCGUUCAGGUAAAAUAGAAAAUACAAAAU
Molecule: messenger RNA, 4496 nt
Organism: Brassicogethes aeneus
Lineage: Eukaryota; Metazoa; Arthropoda; Insecta; Coleoptera; Nitidulidae
Source: the annotation of a GenBank genome assembly